CGACAGGCCCGACAACUCGAGAAGGUGUUGCGCCCCAAGAGCGAAGGCAGGCGACCGCGGCAAGAUGCUGCAGAUCAAUACCAAGACGGCGGCGCGAUGAGCAGCCGUCAGCACAAUCACGCCCUUCGCCCGCCCCCCGCUGGCUCGUCACCCAUGUACGCCGUCGCGGCCAGAGGAGGAAGAGAACGAGGAGGCCUCUCGUCGGCGGCCUCGGCAACGCCGUCGCUGGCCUCAUCGACGGCCACGUCGAGCCGCUUCAGCCUUUCGACAGCCUUUGUCGGCCUUUCUGAGCGCGAUGUCGACUUCUUUGACGAGGUCAUCGACCUGCUUCCCCAGGGCGCGUCCGACUUUGCCAGCCUCAAGCGGGCCUACAAUACGAUCCAAGCCAGUCAACGAGACGGCGAGCGCGGCGACGAUGACGAUGGCGACGACAAGCUUGCAGAGGAGCGGGACGCGUACCUCUGGGACACGCUUCUCCGGCUUAUCCAAGUCCGGGGAAAGGACUGGAACCAGCGCUGGGACGCCGUCAGGAUGGCCAUUGGCCUCGAGCCCCGCGUCGCCAGCGAUGGCGAGGCCACGAGCGCGUCUUUGGGCGACGACGAGAGCAGCCCCGCCAAGGACACCUCCGAAGAUGACUCGCCAGUCGAGGAAACGCCGCGGCGCUACCAGCCCACGCUCAAUAGCCGAGAUGCAGACGCGAGCCCAUCGGUGAAUGCGCUCCUCCAUCGGAGGAGAGACGAACAAGCACCGCAGUCUCAGUCGCAGAGAUCGGGUGAGAUCGAGGCGCUGAGGGCGAGGAUGGAGCAACUUAGUGCACAGGCUGGCUCGCUGGUCGCUGCUGCCACUGCUGCCGCUGCCACCGCCGCUUCCACUUCUUCUGCAAAAGCCACCAGCGCUACAAAGGCUGCCACUUCAGACAUGGGCCUCGCACGACGCCAGCUUCGAUUUGCAGACGAGGGGCGCCAAGCACGGGUCGAGAGCGCGAGCGACGACGAGGCGCCUCCUUCGCACGUCUCGUCCAGGGCUGAGAGGCUACCACGCAGCCAGAGCGAGCUGGCAUUUCCUGCGCGGCAUCACCCAGCGGGACGGCCAGACCAUCAAGGACUGAAGCGAAAGGAACCGCAAGGCAGCGGACGCAGCGACAACAAAAGCAGUAACAGUAACAACAUUGUCGAUGGACUCAACAGGCUGCAGCUCGAUCCGCUCCAGGAGCGACAGGAGAGACGACUGCGGCGGGACACGGCCACCCAGCGGCGCUUCGAAGAUGUCGUCGCUCGCUCACGCUCAGAGCGUGAGGCGCAGCGGCAGGCCGACGAGGCAAGGAAGGAAGCAGAGGAGGAAGAGACCCGGCGGUCGCUCUAUCGCAAAGCCGACUCGGUGCUUGCAUCGACACUCACUCGCAAGUGUCUGACGUGGUGGACGACUCUGUAUAGACAGCACCAGCGCAUGGAAGAGCAGACGAGGCGGGCCAGAGACGAGGUGGUCAAGGCCAAGGCACUGGUGCAAUGGAGGACCAGCUGGCAGAAGAGGGAGACGAGGCUGGUGACGGCUGGGAAACUCGACCUCGUCCGAUGCCAGCUUCGUGCGUGGCGGCGCUGGAUCAGGAUGGCCGAGGCACAGCGCCAGCAAAGGCGAGAGGCGAGGCGAAGCGAGCUCAGAGGCGCCUUCGAGCAGACACGGUCCAACUUCGAGGCGCAGGUGCUGCGGGGAGCGCUGGACACCUGGAGGGACGCCUUCCUCGACCGGGUCGCACGGCGUUUCAGGCAGACUCACUUGCUCUCGGGUGCACUGGCGCUCUGGAGGAUCCAGCUGGAGAGAAGCACGCUCCUCGACGAACACGAGCAGCAGCUCCGGCGCGAUCUCGACAGUGAUCUGCUCCGCCGAACAUGGCAGCAGUGGACUGUUACAACGACACUAUCCCAGGCCGAAAGCCGGAUCACGACGGAGAGGGAGCACCGACUGGUUCAGGAGAGCUGGCAGCUGUGGAGGCGAAAGGCCUCUCUCUCGAUGCUCGCCAAUACUUUUGCGAACCACCGACUGCAGCGAGCCUAUCUGCUCCAGUGGUCCGCCGCACGAGCGUCGAAGGCCUCAGUCCGGAGAAAGGAGGCACUGGCGGACCGAUGGCGUGCAAGACGAAGCAAGCGGUCGGCGUUUGGGUCGUGGGUCGCGCGACUUCGCACACUGCAGGAGAUGGACGAAGGGGCGGCAAAGCUGGUCCAAUGGCGAGAGAGCAAGACGAAGCAAACGUGCAUCAAAGUGUGGGUGCUCCGCGAACGUGAGGAGCUCCUGCGCCGUGUGACGAGCUCCAGAGUCGUCACGGCCCGCUUCCAGCAGUGGUUGGGCCACUUCAGGUCCCUGCGCGACGACCUCGAGGCCAGGCAGGCAGUCCUAGAAGAGAAGCGGAGAGCGCGGACAAUGGAGGCCACAUUUGCAUCGUGGAGGCACGUCACUCUUCAAGUCGUAGCAUCUCAAAGCCUCGCUGCCCAGCGGGACUGCCGAAAGGUGCGGGCUGCCGCAUUCAAUGCCUGGCGGGAUCGGUUGGACAAGAUCAGGGCCAACGAGAGAAAGGCAGAGGUCGUCGAGGUGCAUCUCACCAAGCGAAAGGCGUUUGGCGCGUGGACCGAGGCUGUUCGACGGGCGAGGCUCGAGGGCGUGCUCCAAGCAAAGGACGUCUCGCUGCUCGGUGCAGCCUGGGCCGCCUGGAGAGACCUCACCGCAGAGCGACAGCGCGAGAGACUCGCCGUCGCGGUCUUCCAGGCGAGGGCCGAUGAGAGGCUGUCGCGCUCCUGCCUGACUCGCUGGACCGCACAGGUCAUCGACCGAAGGGCCGCCCUGCUCGAGGCUGGCGAUAUGCGCGACGGCCUCCUCGUGCGGCGGGGCUGGGAUCACUGGGUGCGACGUUGCCAGCGCCACGAGGAUCGGUCGAAGCUGUGUAAGAGCUUCGUCGAUGUCAAGCGCGAAGAGUCUGCCCGGCGCAUCUUCCACCACUGGCUGGCCUCGAUGCGCAUGGAGCGAGUCCGCAGGGAGAAGGUAGACGCGUUCCAAAAGAGGCAGGCUCUGGCGAAGAUGAGGGCUGCUUGGGAUGCGUGGUAUGAUCGGCUGGUCGAGACGAGCCUGAGGCCGAUCGAGAACGCGGUGCUCGACGCCAGGCAGCAGGCGGCCAUGGCGAGGUGCCUGGCCGUGUGGGAGAGACGGACAGACUGCCUGCCUGCGAUACGGUUCCACCAGGCCCUCAUCCUCUCGCACGCCCUCUUUAAGUGGAGAGACACGCUGCCACUCGCACAGGGCAAACGGGUGGCUGAGCAAACGGACCGGCGAGCCAUGUUUGCAAAGGCUUUUUACCACUGGAUGGACAAGGCAAAGACGAAGCGCAAGCUUAGGGCAGCCGCUCGCUUUGGUGGGCCCUCUGCGGCGGCGAGGCUGCGCGCGACGACGCACCAAGCGCGGAGAAGCAGUCCCUUUUCGUCGAGCCCAGACCCAAGGAAGCAAGUAGCGAGACAGACGCUCAGACCAAGACGCAGCUCCAGCGUGAGGGGCCAGGCCCGAACGGAGAGGAGCGACGAGCGCGAGGAAACAGCCGACCGCAUCAGGGAGCUGGGGUGGACGUCCUCGCUCAUCGAAUCUGCCGAUCUUCAGGCACGUCCCACCACGCCAACAGCUCGGCGCAGAGGCGUGCUUGAAGAGAGGGAAGCAGAGCCGGAGCAGCCCCUCCCAGAGGCAAAUACGGCCCUGCAUCGAUGGAGAUCGGCUGCAAGUCGUGUCUUUUCACCACCCCCCGAGAUCGAGUCCAUCUCGGAGCCAUCAGAAGUGCCGACUGCGCCGUCGUCGGUCCCCACCGAGGUUGAAGGGGACUAUCGACUCCCUUUCACCUCGAGGAGGAGGAGAACGGCGGCUGCGGCUCAGGAGGAGGAGAUCCGGAGCGAAGGCACCGUGAUGAAGAUCAAUCGCUCUCCGAGGAAGAGGAAGGGCAUUCAAGGCCAGAGAAGGCGAAGUGAAGAGGAGGACGAGACGGUCAAACUGGCGAUCGAGGAUCUUGUCACGAGGAGGAGGAGCCGGAUACUAUGACAGCGCCUGUAUCAUAACUCAAACCUUGUCUAUUAAUAGCAUGUAUU
This is a messenger RNA of Acaromyces ingoldii, 4112 nucleotides long. RefSeq lists its product as hypothetical. The record is from RefSeq and is a predicted model, not a curated record. NCBI's taxonomy places the organism in Eukaryota, Fungi, Basidiomycota, Exobasidiomycetes, Exobasidiales, Cryptobasidiaceae. The transcript has a single exon. The coding region runs from base 97 to 4065 and encodes 1322 amino acids.